CCUCCCCCUACGCCGCAACUCCUGCAGGGUUCCAGCCAGCGAGCGUGCACGCGAGAAGACUGAUGUCGACGGGAGCGGGAGCGGGAGCGGAGCCGGAGACGGACGACGGCUACGAGUCCGUCUUCAACGUGGAGGCCUUCUCCGACAGGGAGCUGCGGGUAGAGGUUGUCGGCCGCGACGACGACGCGCCCGGUCCCGGCGCCAGCCGCAAGCGCCGCCGCGAGGAGGACAAAGGUGAUGAUGGAGAAGAUAUUGACUCAUCUCGUACUGUGACGAGUACACCGGUUUUGCGAGUUGAGACUAUUUAUGUCAGCUCGGCGAUUCUUGCUGCAAAAAGUAGUUUCUUUUACAAGCUUUUCUCAAAUGGCAUGAAAGAAUCUGGCCAGAGGCAGGCAACAGUCAGAAUUGCUGAUUCAGAGGAGAAAGCCUUCAUGGAGCUGUUACGCUUUAUGUAUAGUGGAAAGUUGACAACAACUGAGCCCACUCCUCUGGUUGAUAUAUUGAUGGCUGCUGACAAAUUUGAGGUCGUUUCCUGCAUGAAGCGUUGCGUUCAGCUUCUCAUGGUCCUGCCUAUGACUCCAGAAUCUGCAUUGAUGUGCCUUGAUCUCCCAUGUUCCAUUUCAAUGGUAGCAGACCUGACAGACGCAGCCAAGAAAUUCCUUGCCGAAAGGUACACGGAAUUCCUGUCAACAGAGUUCCAAGAUGAACUUAUGAGGAUGCCUCCUGCUGGGAUUGAGGCCAUCUUAUCAAGGAAUGACUUCGGGGUUGCUUCUGAGGUAGCUGUCUAUGACUUCGUCCUCAGGUGGGCCUGUUCACCUUGCUCAAAUUUUGAAGAAAGAAGGAACAUCUCGAGUUCUCGGUUACUUCCACUAGUGCGUCUUCGUAUGACCAAUGCUGCUUUUUAUUCUUGCCGCACUCUUAACUGGGCUGUGAAGCGUGAGCAGUGCCGCUCUCUGCGUAAACUGAAAACAAUACUCAGUCAGCCAUUCAGCUGGGAAGAGCAUGUCUUCUCCCUCUCGGCAUGCUGGCUUGGUCAUGUUGGUCUCAAUAUAGAGAUGGUACGAAACAAAGGGCCAGCAAGGACAGUACAUUUUGAGUUUGAGGCAAAGAGAAAGCCGUUAUUGCAGUUUGUGACCUGUUACACGGGCACCUUAACCAAGGACUGUCGGGGGGUUAUUGCAUCCAUGGGACGCCUUGGCAUUCCUUGGCCGGGGUUCGUUGCUGACGACAGCCCCUUCUUCAUCGACGACAUGCUCCAUCUGCGAGUUAAGCUCAAGAUAAUGCAGGGGCCCAAGUGAUGCCUGCGUCAACUGCUAGCUUGAUGGGCCUCGCUCGAGUCCCUUUUUGCUCUUUGUGAGCGAGGAGGAAACAUGAAGAAACCUGAACUUGAUGCUGGGGACUUCACCAUCUCACAUACUCUUGCCAGUAUCGAAUCUGUUAUGUCUGCAUGUGUGUGCUCUGCUAUACACCGAAGGUGCUCACCAGUUAAUGCUCUCUUUGUUGUAAGUUGCUAAUAUAUGUGUGGCUAAGGAGCUGACUGAUUUGAUGCAGUGGUAUCCUUAGAAUUUAUAUUAUGUGAUAAUCUGUUGA
Messenger RNA from Triticum dicoccoides, 1590 nucleotides. RefSeq names its product BTB/POZ domain-containing protein At4g01160-like. NCBI's taxonomy places the organism in Eukaryota, Viridiplantae, Streptophyta, Magnoliopsida, Poales, Poaceae. The transcript has 5 exons. The record is from RefSeq and is a predicted model, not a curated record. Gene Ontology annotation, molecular function: protein binding. Gene Ontology annotation, cellular component: nucleus. The coding region runs from base 63 to 1298 and encodes 411 amino acids. Gene Ontology annotation, biological process: response to red light.